Molecule: messenger RNA, 2038 nt
Organism: Abrus precatorius (Indian licorice)
Lineage: Eukaryota; Viridiplantae; Streptophyta; Magnoliopsida; Fabales; Fabaceae
Product: protein NUCLEAR FUSION DEFECTIVE 4-like
Exons: 3
Coding region: 39-1715 (558 amino acids)
Biological process (GO): transmembrane transport
Cellular component (GO): membrane
Molecular function (GO): transmembrane transporter activity
Source: RefSeq, a predicted model, not a curated record
AUUUCAGACCCUCUGCUCUGUAGCUAAGGUGAAUCACUAUGAGACUGAAGGAAGGAACAAGACCACCAUGGGUAGGUCUUGGAGCUGCUGUGUGGGUUCAAAUUGCUUCGGGAAAUGGCUACACUUUCCCUCUCUAUUCUCACUCCUUGAAAUCCGUUCUGGGCUUCAACCAGCGCCAAGUUACCCUUCUUGGUGUGGCCAACGAUAUUGGUGAAAAUGUUGGCAUUCUUCCUGGUCUUGCCUGCAACAAGUUGCCUCCUUGGCUCAUCCUCUUCAUCGGUGCUUUCUUCUCUCUCAUUGGUUUCGGUUUUCUUUGGCUUGCAAUCUCUCAAACUAUUUCCUCGCCUCCUUACUUCUUGCUAUGGCUUGCCCUUGCUAUUGCCACCAACAGUUGUGCAUGGUUAUCCACUGCUGUUCUUGUAACCAACAUGAGAAAUUUCCCUGUCAGUAGAGGCACAGUUGCAGGAAUCCUGAAGGGUUAUGCGGGCCUUAGUGCUGCGGUUUUUACCGAGAUUUACAGUGUUGUUCUUCAUAAUUCUUCUCCCAAGUUCCUCUUGUUCCUUGCCAUUGGUAUUCCUGUUUUAUGCUUCAGUACAAUGUUUCUUGUUCGGCCUUGUACUCCAGCUUUGGGUGAAGAUUCUUCACAUAAAGAGCAAUUUCUUUUUAUCCAAGGUUCUAGUGUGGCCUUGGGUAUAUAUAUCCUCGUAACAACAUUACUAGGUGACUUUCUCUCUGUGAGUGAUAGUGUGUCAUAUAUUUUGUUGGCUGUGAUGGCUCUCCUUCUUAUGACUCCACUUGCUGUCCCAAUAAAGAUGACACUAAAAGCCUCUGAAUCCGAAGGUGGCAAUGACAACAUACAGCCCCUGUUAUCAUCUCCAUUAGCUAAUGCCCUUGGAAAUUUUAAUGAUGCGGAUGGUUCUUCUGAGGUGGCUAUGCUUCUGGCUGAGGGUGAAGGAGCAGUGAGGAAGGAGAGAAGGCCUAAACGAGGGGAAAAUUUUAAGUUUACUGAGGCUGUUGUAAAGGCUGAUUACUGGCUGCUGUUUUUUGUUUACUUUGUUGGUGUUGGAACUGGGGUUACUGUUCUUAAUAAUCUGGCUCAAAUUGGUAUUGCUCGUGGUGCGGAAGAUACUACUAUCUUGCUUUCACUUUUCAGCUUUUUUAAUUUUGUGGGUCGGCUUGGUGGAGGAGUUGUUUCAGAGCAUUUUGUCAGGACGAAAACGAUGCCACGGACAAUUUGGAUGACAUGCACGCAAGUGAUUAUGAUCAUCUUGUACCUUCUGUUUGCCUAUGCUAUCAAUGGAACACUUUAUCUUUCAAUUGCAGUUCUUGGUGUCUGCUAUGGCGUGCAAUUUUCCAUUGUGAUUCCCACUGUUUCAGAGCUUUUUGGGUUGAAGCACUUCGGCUUAUUGUUCAACUUCAUGUCUUUGGGGAAUCCACUUGGCGCAUUACUUUUCUCAGCCCUUCUAGCAGGGCACAUAUAUGAUAAUGAGGCAGCGAAGCAGCAUGGUGCAGGCCUCAUUGCUUCAACUGUUUCGUGUGUGGGUCCAAAUUGUUUCAAGCUCACCUUUUUAACUUUGGCUGGUGUGUGUGUUGCGGGCAUCAUCGCAAGCAUUAUCUUGACUAAAAGAAUUAAGCCCGUUUACCAAAUGCUUUAUUCUGGGGGUUCUUGCAGGGUACCUCAAACAUCAAGCCACCAACCUAGUGAAGUUGAAUAACAAAUAAAGCAGAUCACUCCUCAGUUUCUAUUCUAGACACUAGACAGACCUAUUGAGCUUGUGUUUCCUUGUCUGCCAUUACUGCAAUACAUAUAUGGCUAGUGACUGAUCAACAAUAGACAAGAAAUUUUGGCUUCAACUCGUAUAACCCUACUGGUUUAGUACAAUGAAGUUUUUUCUUUUGGUAUUUUUACCUGUAGAAUGCAUGUUUUUUAGUAUGCAGCACGGUAGUUUGUAGUUACCUUAUAACGGUUACCAAAUUAAGGUCAAUAUUCUAACAGUACGAACAGCCACUUUAUUAUUCGGCCAUGUUCUAUAAAUCU